AUGGAAGAAGAUGUUCUGAAAAAGACGUGUUUAUUCGAAGCCCCCAAACGUCCCGCAAAAUCUGGAAAUGUUCAAAAAAUGGUGUCCGAAGUCAACGCAUUUUUCACGGCGCCCAAAAAUCGGCCAGAAAUCGAAGAAAUCACUUUGAAUGAUGACGAUGAUGAAAAUGUACAAGUGAGAAUUAAAUGUAAAUAUUGUGCAAAAGAUAUUACGAAUUGGAUGAAAAAUAAAAGGUUUGAUUUGAGAAGAUGAAGCUUAAAUUGAAAAUUUCUUGCAGAGAAACUCACCAACUUGAAUGUGAGAGGAUCAAGAAGAAAUCAAGUUUGGCGCCGAAAAUAACUGAAGAACCGCCGACGAAAAAAUGGGAAACUUCGAAAGAUUCGGUGAAAUUUGCAAAGUACGCGGCUACGCGUUUACGCUGCCUGGUUUUAGGCGGGAAAAUGAGUAUUUUGAAAAGUUUGGGGCCUUUUUAUGAUUAAGCUUCAAAUUUAGAAAAAACUUUCUAAAGCUUCAUUUCAAGUAGCUACGAUACUCCGCAAUUACACUCCCCACGAUUUUUUGUUUCAGAAUCGACGCGGAUGACGAAGCAAAUCGUCGUCGAAAACGUCCUCGAUCUUUUGCUGUUGUUGAAUUGGCACCUCGAGAAUGUCAAUGCGAAGUUCUCACAACUCUUCAUACUCGAUUCAUGGAAAAAUUCACGUUUUCAUCACAAAAACAACGAAGCUCCGCAAUCACACUCACCGAAUUUUCGUUUACUCAACAGAAAAUGUUGAAGAAAAUCAGUCGACUUGAACAAUUAUCGAUUGAUUUUCGAAAAAUGGCCGAAGAUUCAAAUCCUAGCUAUUCGGAAAUUAUGAAAAUUCAAGGAAUCGGUGGAUUUGUUGAGGCUCCGAAGUUAAUUCUCAAACAUCGAACUACAAUUUUGACAAAAAAUCCGAAACUCGAAUUGGAAUUUCCGAAAGAAAUUCUGCAAUUUUGGCUGGUUUUUGUGUUUUCCGCGCAAAAAGAAUGGUGUGGAAUUGAACAGGCGAAAAUGAUUCGAGAAAUUGGAACAAAUUAUGGACCGGUUGGAUUAGUUGAUUAUAUUGAUGAACAUAAAUAUGAGUGGAGAAAUACAAUGAAGGAGGAAGAAGAAAAGAAAGAGGAAAUAGAAAUAGAGAAAAUUGAUACUGUAGAAGUUGUUGAGCAAAAAGAAGAGGAAAAAGAACCGGAUUUAUUUGACACUGAUGAUCCUUUAAUUGGAUUUAAUACGGAACCGAUGGAAAUCGAGCCAAUUGCAGAUAUGGAACCAAUGGAAGUUGAAGUUGAAAUUCAGAGUCCGAGAUUAUCUGGAGGAGCAGAUUUGCAAGAAAAAGAGGAAGAAGAUCAAGAGGUAUGAAAAUUAUUCUGAAAAUAUCUGCAUUACUCAGAUUAUAAAAAAUUACCAAAGUUUGAUAUCUAGACUUUUUGGAAGUACAAAAUAAUAAGAGUUUUCAAAUUUUGAAACAUUACUCAGGUUAUAUAAUUUUGGCGAUGAAAUUUGAUAUUUGAAACGUCUUCUCAUAUCGAAAUUCCGUUUCAAAAAUUGUGAAAACAAUUUCUAAAUUGCCAUGUUUCCACGUUUCUAUUUUUUCCAAAAUACAUUUCAACAUAUUUCAAAGUUCAUAGCAUUGCUCAGAUUAGAUUAAAAUUUCAGAUUUUUUCCAGAAAUCACUUUCUCAACAAAUUCUUCAAUCAACCUCAAUAAUCGAUGACUCUUUUGAUAAUUUCAUUGUUCCUCCUCAAAAAUAUACAUCUCCUGAAAAAUCGGUAACAUGUUCCUUUCCUCUAUCUACAAACUCCUCAUUUUUCUAGAAAUCACCCCAAAAUCAAUUAAUGAUCGAAGACUCUUUCGAUAAUUUCAAACCCGAUGAUAUUUGCGAAAUUCAAGACGAACCGGGACCAUCGAAAUUCCGAACUCCUGAAACUCGAAAUCGCGGCGAAAAAUUGAGUUUCGCCUCAAAUGUUCGAAUAUUGAAAACAUCGAAUAUAACACCAAUGCCUGAUUUUGAAGAAAUGACUGAAAUUGAGCUGAAAAUGAGAAUGAAAGAAAUUGGACAAAGACCGAAAGGAAGAAAGAAAAUGAUUGAAAUGUUGAAAAUGGCAUAUGACACAUUACACCCUGAAAUUGUACCAAAUACACCAACAAUUCGACCGAUUGUUGCAAUUUCGGAAAAUGAUGAAAGGCCGAAAGCAAAACCCAAAAAGCCAUCAUUAAAUGCAAGAUUGGCUCAACUUGCACCAAAAAUGAAUGAAGAAAAAGAGCCAGAAGAUGAAGAAGAUCUUGGAGAUAAAACUUUGAAUUUAUCGAAUGAAUAUGAUGAUGAAAUUGUGGGAAAAAUUGGUGGGAGAUGGAGAAAUUGAGGAAGAAGAAGAAGAGGAGGUUUUUGAUAAGAAGGAUUUGGGAUCAAUGAAAAGCGCAUUUUUACAAUGGAUAAGGAAAGAGGCAAAUUUCGAGUUGUAUAAUCAUAUGCUUUCGUUGAAUGUUGUUUCAUUGGUGGGUUUUUUGGCACUGUUUUGCGUCGAAAUCCCCUUUUUCCAGGAAGAACUUCUUGCUCGGCUUGGUAAAUCCGAUGGCCCCGAAUCAUUGAUAGGAAAAGCCAAACUCGCAAAAAUUCUCGACGAACUUUCGAUAACUUAUCAACUUCCACAAAAAGGAACAUUUGGUGGAGCGGGUGGAAAACGGAGAGGAGCUUUUGGUAGAAAAUAA
Messenger RNA from Caenorhabditis angaria, 2728 nucleotides. NCBI's taxonomy places the organism in Eukaryota, Metazoa, Nematoda, Chromadorea, Rhabditida, Rhabditidae. The record is from the annotation of a GenBank genome assembly.